AUGGGUAAAAGUAAGCUUUAUUAGCUUAGUAUCCUUAAGGAAAAACUUUAUAGGAUAGAUUCAGAAUUAGGAGGAACAGCUAAGCAAUAGAAAGAUAUGAAAGGAAGUCAAGGAGAGUUUGAAAAUUUAUUUAAUGAUGUCAAAGAUAGAAUAUUUAAGAUAAAAAGCAGUUAAAAGUUUAUGUAGGAGAGAGCUUAGAAGCAUGGUUAAGAUAGAAAAUAUAUAGAUAAAGAGUUAGAAUGUAAAAAUGAAGUUACUUAUUGUGAAGGUUUGAUUGAAGAGAUGGCAAAACUUAUAAGAAAAUAGAAAUCAAAUAAAAAUAUAAGUUAAGUUGAUAAGGAAAGAAGGGAAAAAUCUUUUGGUGUAAUAAAAAAUGAGUUAUAUAAAAUAAUGGAGAGUUUAGGGAUGAAUCCACCUGAAGAACCUAAAGAAGUAGAAGUUCAUGUUUAAACACUUAAAGAGUUUAAAGUUAAUGUCUUAGGAGAUGGAAGUAAAAAAAAUUAAGAAUAUCAUAAGGGCGCUGAAGCUGGUGAAAGAGAAAUGUAAGCUUUAGAUGAUGCAGCUAGAAGAAAUGAAAGAUAAGACGAUAUUUUAAGAGAUAUAGAUGAAGGACUUGAUGUAUUUAAGGGAAAAGCUAUUUAAAUGGGAGAAAAGCAAGAUGAGGUUAAAGAGAGAAUAUAAGAUAUAACUAAAAAAGUUGAUAAUGCAAAUAAAGUAGUUGAAACUUCUAAUCAAAGAUUAAAAGACUUGCUAACUAAAUACAGAUAACCAAGUAAAUUUUGUCUUGAUAUGACUCUCCUUGUAUUUCUUUUAGGGUUAAUAGCAGUAGGAUAUACAAGUCUUAAAGGGUAGUGA
Molecule: messenger RNA, 855 nt
Organism: Tetrahymena thermophila SB210
Lineage: Eukaryota; Ciliophora; Oligohymenophorea; Hymenostomatida; Tetrahymenidae
Product: syntaxin-73 protein, putative
Exons: 1
Source: RefSeq, a predicted model, not a curated record